GGGGUGGGAGGCAUGGGGAAGCGCCGUAAAAAGGCGAUCAGAUCGCACUUUUUGAGUCCCCGGAUCAUAUCCUUCGCGGUUUAUGUGGCUGCGCAAAGGAAAAGAUGAAUCCUAUAAUCUCCCUUUGAUCAUAACUUUGGCUCUCUCUCUCGACAACACUCCUCCCCUCAGCUAGUCACUCUCAUUCCAUUUGGGGCUUUAUCUCGAGCAGAUAGUAACUCGCGUGUCUGGACCGUAUUUCUUUCUCUUAAAUAGCCUCGAUUUCCAGUCAAUCCCCCCAAACCCCAACCCAACCCUUUGAUACCCAUAUUCCAGCGGGGGAAUCAAUAUGCCAUUAUCUUCUUUACCACUUCCUCCUCCGCCACUCAUCCAUGGAAAGAACUCCAAGACUUUCUCUUCACCGCCUAUGGAUGGCUCGCUCACCGUACCCCAAUUGAUCGACUGGCAAGCCGAACACAGUCCUAACCAUCCUCUCUUCGUCUUCGACGAUGGUCCCAAUAAAGUUUGGAUCACCUGGUCCAAAGUUCGUAUCGCUAUCGAAAGAGCUGCUCGUAUCGUUCGUGCUUUGAACGUCCCUAGACUCGGUACUUCCAGCAAGAUCAUCGGUAUCCUCGCAUCCAUAGAUUCCAUCUCUUAUUUCACCUUGUUUCACUGUAUCAUGCGUGCAGGGUACAUCCCCUUUGCACUCAGUCCACGUAACUCUCCCUCUUCGGUCGCUCAUUUACUCACAAAAACGAACGCGACUCAUGUGUUCGUCAGUGGUGAUCCGAAUAUGCAAGCUCUUUGGGCUGCUUCUGAAAAGGUUCUUCAUGGAGGUGGUCAGCUUGUGUGUAAGGCCGUUAUGACGCCUUUUUAUGAUAUCCUGUAUGAGGAUAAACCGGAUGGGCGUACGAUCCCUGCACCUGGUGCAGAUCUUAACUCCACUGGAAUGUUACUCCAUUCAUCGGGUUCCACCGCUUUCCCCAAACCCAUCUCGAUCCUCCACCGUUCAAUCGUCGAAUUCAUCCGAAUCCCAUCCUACGGUGAACUAGACCUAUGUUCCAAAAUCAUCGGUGCCACAACUCUACCCAUGUUUCACGCUCUCGGUUCGAUGAACGCCAUUCAAAUGAUCGGAUGCGGUGCCAUCCUGUCCGUUUUCAAACCUGAAGAAAGACCUUCGUUCCCUUCUCCUGAAAGGGUCAUCGAGAGUUUGUUGAAGACCCCCGUUCAUAUCUUGUUUACUAUGCCCAGUUUUUUGGAGGCUUGGAGUUUGAAGAGCGAGUGGAUUGAGGUGUUGAAACGGUCGAGGAUCGUGGCUUACUCUGGUGGACCGCUCAGCAAAGUCGUAGGGGAUAGCCUCGCCGCAGCAGGCGUUCCUGUCUACCCUUUCUACGGAAUUACCGAAACUGCAGGCGUGAACAUCUUCAUCCCUGCAAAGCUUGAUCUCGAAGCGUGGGAAUACUGGCGUUUCUCGAAACACAUCCACGUUUCGUUGAAACGGCAAGAGGAUAGCGAUGCGGUAGAGUUCAGAGCUCUGCGUGGUCCAACGCAUACGCCCUCUGGGAUAAACUCUGAAUUCGAUGGAGAGAUGGGCCUUUCGACCAGUGAUUUGUUGUUGGAACAUCCGACGAAGAAGGGGUAUUAUAGCAUUUAUGGACGUGCAGAUGAUCAGCUUAUGUUGAGCACUGGGGAGAAGACAAAUCCUGGUCCACUAGAGGCUAUCAUCUCCAGGGAUCCACUCAUUCAAGGUUCAGUGAUGUUCGGUCGUGGGAAACCACACAACGGAGUCAUCAUCACUCCUGCCCCACACCUUUCCCUCGAUAUAAGCGAUAAAGAGAAAGUGGCUGCGUAUGUAGAUUCAAUUUGGCCUUCGGUUCAGCUAGCAAAUGAAUAUGCACCGUCGCAUUCGAGAUUAUUCAGGGAGAUGAUCAUCCUUGCUAAACCUGAGAAGCCUUUCACCUUCACCGGAAAAGGGUCUAUUCGAAAAUCAGCCGUUAUCAAAGAUUACGAUGAAGAGAUAGAAACCGUCUACAAAACUCUCGAGAAAGCGGUUUCUUCAAAGGCUAGUGUCAACCCUCCGACCAUAUGGACCAAAGAAAGCAUGCAUACGUUUGUGCGGGAUGUCGUCACCGGCGUAAUGGGAACCAAGAUUGGAGAUGAUCAAGAUAUAUUUCAGAAUGGAAGCGAUUCUCUUCAAGCGACCUUUAUGCGGAAUUCUAUCGUGACCGCUCUUCGUGACACGAAGGCAAAGGACGUUAAAGGGGAACUCAUCGACACUUCGUUAUUUUCUUCUGGUUUGAUCUAUCAAGCACCUACGAUCGAUUUGCUCGCUGAAGCUCUCUAUGGGCUUUUCGAUCCUUCCUCAGUUUCCUCCACGACUGACUUUGCCGAGAACAAGAUCGCUGAGCUCCGAGCGUUCGUUGAUCGAUACGCUUCGGAUCUACCCAUUCACAAACCAACGGAUCCUGCUCCGGGUUCGGGUCCAGGGAACAGCGAGGUGAUCGUCGUCACUGGAACGACGGGUGCGUUGGGUACUGCGAUAUUGGCGCAGUUGACGAAGAUGUCGACGGUCGUCAAAGUUUAUGCGUUGAACCGGGUCAAUUCGAAAAGUGGGGGGAAGACGCUUCGGAAGAGGCAGGAGGAGAGUUUGAUCGAGAGAGGGUAUGAUCCGAAGGCGGUGUUGGGGUCGGGUAAGGUCGAGCUUUACGAGAUUGAUCCGAUCUCUUGGGAUCUUGGGCUGGACGGUUAUGCGUAUGAGACUAUACGGCAUACUGCGACUACCAUUAUCCAUACAGCCUGGCGUGUGGAUUUCAAUCUUGCCGUUUCUUCGUUUGAACCUCUUUUCCAAGGUCUUCGAUGCCUCGUUGACCUCUCCCUCUCAUCUUACCUUCCAACUCCUCCAAAAAUCCUCUUUGCGUCCUCCGUCUCUGUGCUUGGCACGAUCACUUCUGAUGCCCCCGCAGCGGAAGUGCACGUCAAUGACCCUCGCACCGUGUUGAACGCCGGUGGUUAUGGAGAGUCCAAGUGGGUUGCGGAACAGAUCCUUGCUCGCGUAGCGCAGGAGACCCCACUCAAACCGGUCGUCGUGCGCGUUGGACAACUCAGUGGUGGGAAGAAUGGCUCGUGGAAUACGUCGGAGUGGAUUCCCGCUAUUGUCAAAUCGGGUGAAGUCGUAAGAGCUCUUCCUGCCGUUAAUGAUAGAGUAUCGUGGCUCCCGAUGAACGUUGCUGCUUCGGCUUUCAUCGAUUUCCGUAACACCACGAGCGGUCUAGUUCACCUUUCUCAUCCUUACCCUACAACUUGGACUGAGAUCUUCUCCCCUAUCGCCAAAGCACUUCGUGUGCCUCUCGUCCCUUAUUCCCAGUGGCUCGAACUUCUCGAGAAGGAUCUUGCCAACCCCUCGCACUCCGAAGUUGAAGCUGCGACUGCCAACCCGGUUUUACGUCUCAUCGAUAUGUUCCGUCCUUUCAAGGAUGGGAUGCCCGUUACCAAGGCGCGAGAGGCUAUGGGCGUACCUGUGCUUUCUAACGUGAAAGCUGUGAAGGCUAGCCCUGCGCUUCGACGGGAGAACUUGAGGAGUCUUGGUAAGGAGGAUGCUUUGGGUUGGUUGAGGUAUUGGAGGGAGAAGGGAUUCGUUUCGAGUGAACUGCACCUUGAGGAGGAUGCGGCACCAUGGGUAGGAGAGAAAGCGUCCAUUCGUCUGACGACGACGACAACUGAGCAGGUAAAGGUAACGCCGCCAGAAGCGGAGUACAGCCUGCCAUGGAUAGCGGUCGGGUUGUUAUGGGCGGCUACUUACUGGAUUAAUGUUUAAUGUUCGACCCUUCUGUCGUGUGGACAUCGUGAUAAAUAUUUUGAUCUCACCGUUCUCUAUUGGAGCAUUCCUCAAUCAUCCUCGAUUGGAUACCAAUACUCUCUAACUCUGUGCAUUAUCCUUCCCCCUAUUUUUGCAGUGUAUUCAGUAGCUAAUCCUUGACUCGAUCCCGCAUAUGUAGUUCCCUGGCUAGGUUGUACCACCAGUUAUAUCACAUGGCCACAUGAGUUCCCAUCAAAUGUACGGACAGGCUGUCUACCGUGUUAGCACAUUACGUAU
Cantharellus anzutake is the source of this 4072-nucleotide messenger RNA. RefSeq lists its product as uncharacterized. The transcript is spliced from 10 exons. The record is from RefSeq and is a predicted model, not a curated record. Lineage: Eukaryota; Fungi; Basidiomycota; Agaricomycetes; Cantharellales; Hydnaceae. The coding region runs from base 329 to 3793 and encodes 1154 amino acids.